Messenger RNA from Aphanomyces invadans, 1830 nucleotides. RefSeq lists its product as hypothetical. Lineage: Eukaryota; Oomycota; Saprolegniomycetes; Saprolegniales; Verrucalvaceae. Gene Ontology annotation, cellular component: endosome. The transcript has a single exon. The record is from RefSeq and is a predicted model, not a curated record. The coding region runs from base 93 to 1418 and encodes 441 amino acids. Gene Ontology annotation, molecular function: phosphatidylinositol binding.
CGCAAGCCGUCGAACAAGAACUGGCAGAUCUUCGACGUGCGACCCCCACAGACGACGCCACAGCGCAACACGCGACCAAAGCCACACGAAACAUGAUUUACGUUGGUGAUGCUGGCCGCGUCGGCGACGGAGUGAACGGCCAUCACGUGUAUCCAGUGCGGUGCAGUCUCUUUGGCCCGUCCAUCACAGAAGUCGACCGUCGGUACUCGGACUUUGCCUGGCUCCACGCGCAACUCGCCAAAACGUGCCCUGGGUGCAUUUUACCCCCGCUCCCAGGCAAAGUUGUUGGCUUGUUGCACUCACGAGAGUUCCUUGAAGCCCGCCGAAUUGGGUUGCAAAAGUUUCUAACUAACGUGGCCGCCCAUGAAGUGCUCAAGCACGCGUCGUGCUUUCAGCAAUUUUUCCAGGCAUCAACGGUUGAAUUGUCGGCGCUCAAGGCAAAGGCUAAGGUGGUCAGCGACCCCAAGCAGGCGUUGACCAAUUGGUUCGGCAAAACUGUUCAAAAGUUCUCCGAGCACGAUAAGGUCCAAUCUCUGGCGGCCCGCGCCACCGGUCGCGACGUCGUGACCAGGCCCAAGUCGGACCAGGACCUCGCGUUUGACCAAAUCGCUGGGUAUGUUGCCAUGCUCGACACCCACGCAAAGACGUUGCAGCAAAAGGUUCUUGCUGCGUACCGUGCCAACCGCGCGACGUCGGCUGCCUACUGCGACGUGAUUGAAGCAACCUCCGAAUUGGCGGAGCUUGAGUCCUCGUUGCCAGAAAUGAAAUCUGUGGGCUUUCAAUCUGUCAUGGAGAUUGUGGACACGCGAGCGAGGCAGCUCGAUUCGGACUGGGCAAUGCUCACCGACGCAGUCGACGACUUUUCCCGUUGGAUCACGAGUGUCCAAGCAGCGCUUGCCACCCGCGAGGACCGUCGGUUCGCCUACCAGGCGCAACUUGCCGCCGCUGCCAAACUGAGUGGCUGCCCAGAAUCGUCCGACUCGCCGGACAAGCAACGCUCGAGCUUCACGUCGUUCCUUGGCCAGUCGUCGUCGCAGACGAAUCUGCACGUUGCCGUCCAAGAAGCCAAAGCUGAAUUCGACGCCGUCCACGAUCGCGUGAUGAGCGAAGUCGUCAAGUUUCGAGAGGAGAAGGCCAGCGUUCUCAAAGUUAUGUUUCUCCAAUUUGCGAGUCUGCAACUCGACCACGCAACGGAAUUUUCCGAAACCCUGCACCGCGUCGUGCCAAAGCUCAAGGACACAUCGCCGACGCCCGUGGCCAAGGACGACAUCAAGGCUGUAUACAAGUCUAGUGAGCCACACCUGCACUACCAAGACUUUCACGAGCUGUCGAACCAACCGACAAAGGUGCAGCGGAAGCACAGCAUCACGUCCGACCAAGACGCCGUCGUCAACCCGUACGCCGACGUGUCGUUGUAAUCACGUGGUAUUCCAAUACAGUUCGUCUCGAACCGCGGCACACCAACCGCACGUUGGAUUCAGUCCAGGUUAGCUUGCCCAUGCAAGUUGCACUUUUGUGCACAUCGAGAUAAGGCAUCGCUCCCGAUGGAGAUUUCGAUACGUUCAAGGGGUGAGACAGGAUGCCGAAUAGCAUCAUGUCUCAACGAAGCGUCGAUUGGUUGUAGCAGAGGGUGCGCAUCUUCCGUCGCCGUCAGCAGACAUCGAACGACGAGGUGGAAGCACAAGGUCGCCCGUUGGUAAAACAUUUGGUACACUUUGUGCCACGGGCGCGUCUGGGCGUUGGUAGAUAUCGACUCACUUUGGUCCGUGAUGGCACCUCCGAAAUGACUCAAGCGCGAGCAUCUGUGGCACUUUGCAUGCUGAAUGGAAC